This is a messenger RNA of Funneliformis caledonium, 464 nucleotides long. NCBI's taxonomy places the organism in Eukaryota, Fungi, Glomeromycota, Glomeromycetes, Glomerales, Glomeraceae. The record is from the annotation of a GenBank genome assembly.
AUGAGUGCAACAAAGACAAGUGACUCAAGGCCAGCAAGAACAAGAGCAACCUCAAUACGAAGCACAGCAGGAAGAGUUAGCCCUGGUGCUACCCAAGAAGAAAUAACAAAAGCUUAUAGAAAAUUGGCUUUUAAAUAUCACCCCGACCGAAAUCGGGGCAAUGAAGAUUUAAUGAAUUCGUCGUCGGCAACUUCGGGAAUGCCGGGGAAAAAAUUUCAAUUCUCCAACAAACCUGACUCAAAUAAAUUUAAAGAGUUUGAGGAGAUGUUAAAGGAAGUAACGAGAAACCUUGAUAAAAUAGGAGAAGACCUUAAUGAACAAAGAGAAACCGGUGUAUCUGUUUCCGAUUUAGACUCUAGUUUAUGGUCUCCUUAUGGUGAUUGGAAAGAAAAAGUUAAAAACUCUUUUGCCAGUAGUUUAGAUGUUUUUUUAAGUAAUAUGAGAAUUGCGAUUAAUAAUGCGGA